Molecule: messenger RNA, 2301 nt
Organism: Physcomitrium patens
Lineage: Eukaryota; Viridiplantae; Streptophyta; Bryopsida; Funariales; Funariaceae
Product: protein PHOSPHATE-INDUCED 1
Source: RefSeq, a predicted model, not a curated record
GCCCCACCAGUGACUUGCACCCUCACCUGGAGGAUAGAUCUACCUCUUCAUCUCCUCUCUUUUCUUCACUGUCGCGUUUCCUUUAUUGCUGUGACACAGAGCGGUGCCAUUCUGUGUCCUUUGGGUCAUCUCCCUCACAAGUGAACGAAGAGGGAUUUCCUUUCUUUCUUUUCAGGUUGGAUCUAGAUCACGAAGCUGUGAAUGCGCACUGUCCACUUGGAGCGUAGUUAGUCUUGAGGAGAUUGUACAUUCUUCUUGCAUGUGUCAACCGUAAAUCAUAAUGAUGCAGUUUUGUGGUGUUUGUGGUGGAGCAAUUCAGUCCCCAAUUUCCCGCACUGUGCAUCUUGUCUGUCCGCGAAUGUGUUAACGCCGAGUAGGGUUUCGAGACGAUUCGACUUGUUGUACUGAAUUGGGUCCCCGUGUCCUCUGUUCCUUCCACCAUGGCCGCUCUGGAUAGGAGCGCGUCGGGUACCUUAUAUCAGAGGUCUUCCUCCAUGUCAAGGGCGGAAGCUAGCACCGCUAAGCUUCUCAGUGAGUCAAUGCUCACUAAGCAAUCCUCAAUGCCAGUGGAACGCGUUCGCACUUCUCCUGAGCGUCUUCUUUCUUCCCGUUUUUCAGGGAAAAGCAGCGCCAUCUGGUACCGCAAUACAAUACUUGGGGUCUUCGGCACUUUGCUCAUAAUCGGUGUGGUCACAUGGCCGAACUUCGUGACUCCGAACCUUGAUGGAGACCCACUGCCUGCCCCUGCUACAUUGGAGGAUAGAUGGGAAUCUGCCUCCAGAGCUCUUCCCUUCCACCUCUACGUCAAGAAUGCCCUUGGGAGGUCGAAGUUCCUCGUCACGGACCAGGGUCCAGACGUCAAAUACCACAGGGGACCUGUCCUAGUAGGAGACAACAAGAAGAUUCUCAAGGUACACUUAGUAUUCUAUGGGUCUUUCACCAAAGCCCAGAAGGCCAUAGUGAUUACUUUCUUGCAAUCAUUCACAGCCCCUAAGCCAUCGAAGCGUUUCCCUACCGUCGCUGGCUGGUGGUCAAUCGUGAGCAAAUACAAAAAUACGAAGGGUGUAACCGUUGCGCCUGUCGUGACUUUGGGGACCCAAGUUCACGACACGAAGUAUUCCUUGACGAAGAGCUUGAAGCAAUCCGACAUCGAGAAGCUUAUCACUGUUUCCUUAAGGAAGGGUCUGGCUCUGGAUCCCACCGGUGUGUACUUCGUCCUCACCUCAGACGACGUGAAUGUCCAGGGAUUCUGCAGCUCGCAGUGCGGAACUCACUCCUCUAUUCGUCCCGCUGCUCUCACGAAGCGGACAAGGCUGCCAUACGGAUGGGUCGGAAAUUCAGCGAAGAAAUGCGGAGGAUACUGCGCGUGGCCGUUUUUUAAGGCCGCUUACGGAGCCGGACCUAACACUCCGCCAUUGAAGGCCCCCAAUGGUGACGCGGGAGUGGACGGUAUGAUCAUCAACAUCGCAAGUAUCCUUGCUGGUGUUACCACAAAUCCCUAUGGAAACGGUUACUUCCAAGGAGAUAACCAGGACCCUCUGGAGAUUGCUGGAGUGUGUGCUGGAAUCUAUGGUCCUAACUCCUACCCAGGAUACCCUGGAGACAUCCUCAAGGAUUCUAGGGGCGCGAGCUUCAAUGUCUACGGUGCCUACCGUAAGAAGUUCCUUGUUCCAUGGGUUUUUCACUCAGUGACGAAGAAGUGUGCUGGUCAGGCGUGAAAUGGCGACCAGGAUCGGGGACUGAUGCCCUGAUUGCUAACGGUCGACUGUGCUUUGCAUAGCAUGGUGCUAGUCUCCAAUGAGACCAAGGUGUAGACUUACUCAUCAUGACGAUUUUUCCAUUUUAUCUGAUUGGAUGUAGGAUUAAUUGCUUAUGACAGGACCGAAGAGCCGGCCACUACAGAUGGAAGAGUGAUGCAUUGCCGUUCUAAAUGUAUAGAAUGAGCCAACCUCUGGCUGUCUUAUGCAGAGUGGCGAUACAUAUUUUGCUCUGUUAAGUUAAUUGCGAAGCAUGCUCAACAGGACAGAGAAAAAAAUGUUUUCUAUUCGUGAGACUUACGAUUGAUUAUAAGAUCCUGUCAAUUUCUUUCAUAAUAUCCACUCUCCUUUUGUGUUCAACCCGAAGCUUCUGAGAAUCAUCUUCCGAUAUCAGUGAACCCGAACGAUAAGUGUUAGGAACAUUUUUUCUAGUCCUGUUUGCAAAGAUGCGAAUGCCGCAGAAUCAAUGAUGUCAAGUUUUUGUAACUUUGGUAUUGAUAAUCGCAAUAAAACCUCCCUUCGUGGUUGUAAUACUUUCGCCGUA